Molecule: messenger RNA, 2139 nt
Organism: Punctularia strigosozonata HHB-11173 SS5
Lineage: Eukaryota; Fungi; Basidiomycota; Agaricomycetes; Corticiales; Punctulariaceae
Exons: 3
Coding region: 1-2139 (712 amino acids)
Source: RefSeq, a predicted model, not a curated record
AUGCCUCCCGAACCAACCAGCAAUGUGGCGAAGUCCGCAACUCUCGCAAGCAUGAAUAAGACAGGCAAAGCUGCCGGACGCGGACGCGGGAAGAACAAGAACGUCGACGGCGAAGACACGACCACAGUCAAUGGCAUCCCAGGACACGACAAUCAGUAUGCCCUCCUCGGCGAGGAGAAACCCCCCAGCUCAGAACCGGCGAAAAGCAGCGGAGACAACGGAAAGAAACGCAAGUCCGUCAGGGACGUCGAGACCCAACCUAAACCCAUGCUAGCGAACGCAAUUAGGGAAGCCAAAGCGGCCCUGGCGAGUGGAACCGCUAAGGAGACCCUCGGAGACGACCUCGCAAUUGUGAUCGACACGGUACCCAGCACGCUCGCCCCCCCUAACGAAACGGACGGAACGGGCGCAACGGACGUGACACCCCAGUCCGCCGACCAAGGCCCAGCACCCAGUGCGAUUCGCGAGUCCUCCACUGAAGGGAGCCGAAACGCCGCCGUCUCCCCCCCUGCCAAUACCCAGGACGCCCACCCGACCGCACAUGCCAGCAACGAUAGCCGCACGGAGAAUGACGUCCCCACCGCCCCAGGUGCCCCGAUCGACCAAACCGUCGAGGGAGCCGCCCCAGCGCCCCCCGAUGCAACGAACUCGGAGAUAGCGAUGCAGAACCCAGGAACCGCCAACCCGAACCUGGGCAUCCCUGACAGCACCCUCGCAACUUCGAUAGCCCCCCCAGCUCGACCGAACGAGACCGAGAGGCAGACCCGCACGACCGCGGAUGAAGUCAUCGGCGCGCCCGAAGGUCCAAGAAUGCACGAUGUGCAGAUGUCGGCGCCGGAAGACUCCUCGCACGAGGAGGAACCUCCAUUCAUUCUGGUCAGCGCGUCCCGAAAGGUAACGCCGGCCCCCCCCCGCGAAACAACACUCCUCCGCGACGAAAAGCAAACACGCCAACGAACGGAAGAAAGCGACGCGGAACGCCGCCGCCAGGAGAUCGCGACCCUCGUCUCGACAUCCAUAGCGAAGGGACCGUCAGGCACCCUAGACUCGGACAAGAUCGUGGACAUCGACGUCUCACGGGAUAGCGACCUCCCUCCGCCCCCCCCUGACAGCAUCCCGGAAGGGAAACUAGCUAUCAUCGGAGACCAGCUCCUCGCAAACCGCGCAUACGCGGAAGUUGCGAAAAGCCACCCGCAACGCCCUGAGGUGCGCCUCGCCCCGGUCCCGCCGAACGGAUGGACCGCGCCACAGAUGCGAUUCCGGCUGCAACAGCUGGAAGAUAUCGAGGAGGAGCAAGUCAAGUACUGGGCGGAAAACGACGAACAUUUCGGAGACAACGUACUAGUAACCAUCUUCGACAGAAUCAACCUAACAGCCGACGAAGCCCAAGACGUUUUCGGUGAGGUACGGGCGACGGUGCAAGCCUUCCUCAAGGAAGGGGCAAGCCUCAGAAUCAUCCUGCCUGUCGCGGCGAACAAGCGACAGCCGCGCACGGGUCUUCUAUCCGCCCUCACGACCGAAGACAGGGCCCUCAUCCUAUCGCAGGGGGUCUUCGCUACGGCGGAUAUCGCCUUCUACGCCUUCACCUUCGACGACGUAGUCGUGAACCCGUCCUUCUACCUGACUCUGAAAGGCCCGAUCGACGCCGACGAAGGGCUAAUGCUAUACGCCGUACAAGUUGCCCUCGCAGAGAAGGCCUCCGACAUAGUAGCUGCCCUCGGAAUGGACCCGAAGGACAGGAAAGCGAUCGGACAAGUGAACAGCUUCCUGCAGAACCUUAACUGCCGGAUCCUCCCCUUCCUCGCGCCGAAAGGCCGCCCACAACCACGCUACAAUAUAUACGGACCGAUCAUCAACUCGGCGCUCCCAUGCGCGUACCGCGACGUCCAGGCCAUUAUGAGAACGACGAACUUCUGGCAUGCGCAAGUAGGACCCGUGGACGAAAUCGUAAUGGACCCAUGCACCUUCUGCUACGGAGUGGACCAUGUAUACGGGCUAUGCCCCAUUAGGACCCAGAUCCCCCAAGGUUUCCUCGGCUCGAUGAAGAACCCAUCGCCGCGCGCUCAGGAAUACGGACGCAGGGGCGGAGGAAACUCCCGAGGCGCCUUCAGAGGCAGAGGACGCGGACGGGCGAUGUAG